UCAGCUUCACCACCACGAGUUCUGGUUGCCCGCAACGCGAGCAUCGAGCCGGGCAAGGACGCAGUGCUCAGCUGUGCCGUGUUCAGCACCGUCAACGACGUCGAGGUAAAGUGGUAUCGUGGACUCGAACCCCGAUUCGAGCUACGCCCCGGAAAGACAAGCCGGUACAGCAUUCAGACGGAUAGAACGCUUGGCAAUGCUAUCAACAGCACCUUGUCCAUCACCCGAGCCUCCGAAAGCGACACGGGCAAAUACAUUUGUGAAGCCUCACAUAAGGGUGGAACUUCAUCUGCAGAUGGCUUUAUUAACAUCCAUGUACGACCCCGCGUGAGCGUGGACAGCGAGGAGGUGACCUUCCGCGAUGGUGGAACAUUGAUGCUCACAUGUCAGGCCCAGGGUCUCCCACCACCCAGGAUCACUUGGAGCCUCAACGAUAUGACGAUUGCACCCUCCUCUCCAUUGACUGAUAGCUACCGCAUCUCCAAUUACCAGCGACCCAGGAUCUCAAUCCGGAGGACCGCUUUGGUAGGGAGCAGCCCAAUGUCUAAACACUCUGACACUAUCGCCUUUGUAUGGCAGUAG
Protopolystoma xenopodis is the source of this 582-nucleotide messenger RNA. The record is from the annotation of a GenBank genome assembly. NCBI's taxonomy places the organism in Eukaryota, Metazoa, Platyhelminthes, Monogenea, Polystomatidea, Polystomatidae.